GGACUUUCUAUUUUCAUAGAGGAAGGGCGAGUGUUGAGGGAUAUUGUCGGAAGUGCUUACUAUAUUGCUCCCGAGGUGUUGAUGCGGAACUAUGGAAAAGAAAUAGAUGUAUGGAGUGCUGGAGUUAUUUUAUAUAUCCUUUUGAGUGGAUUUCCUCCCUUUUAUGCUGAAACGGAGAAUGGCAUUUUUAAAGCAAUCUUGAAGGCUCGGCUUGAUCUUGAAAGCAAUCCCUGGCCAUCAAUAUCUCCAAGUGCAAAGGAUCUUAUCAGGAAAAUGUUGACCGUGGACCCCAAAAAACGAAUAACUGCAGCUGCCGCCCUUGAACACCCAUGGCUCAAGGAAGAUGGUGACGCAUCAGACACACCUAUCAAUAGUGUUGUUCUGAUCAGAAUGAAGCAAUUUAGAGCAAUGAACAAGAUGAAGCAACUUGCUCUAAAGGUCAUUGCAGAAACCAUGCCAGAAGAAGAAAUUAAGGGGCUGAAAGAGAUGUUCAAGAACAUAGACACGGAUGGAAGUGGCAACAUCACGCUUGAUGAACUUAAAACUGGGCUGGCUAAGCUGGGCUCUAAGCUCUCAGAAGAUGAAAUAAAACAGCUGAUGGAUGCUGCUGAUAUUGACAAGAGCGGGACAAUAGACUACAUUGAAUUCAUCACAGUCGCAAUGCAUCGGCAUAGGCUUGAGAACGAAAGCAACUUGUUGAUGGCUUUUAAUCAUUUUGAUAAGGACAGAAACGGAUACAUUACCCGAGAAGAGCUGAGGCAAGCUAUGAAAGACUACGGAAUGGGGGAUGAAGCUACGAUUAGUGAGAUCCUUAAUGACGUGGAUACAGAUAACGAUGAAAAGAUCAACUAUGAUGAGUUCAAACAGAUGAUGAGAAGGGGUACUGUAGAGAAUAAAGGCAAACAGUGAUA
This is a messenger RNA of Cuscuta epithymum, 911 nucleotides long. The record is from the annotation of a GenBank genome assembly. Lineage: Eukaryota; Viridiplantae; Streptophyta; Magnoliopsida; Solanales; Convolvulaceae.